AUGUCCAACAGUAGCUCCAUCCGGCACUUCCUCCUGCUGGCAUUGGCAGACACGCGGCAGCUGCAGCUCCUGCACUUCUGCCUCUUGCUGGGCAUCUCCCUGGCUGCCCUCCUGGGCAACGGCCUCAUCAUCAGCGCCGUAGCCUGCGGCCACCACCUGCACACGCCCAUGUUCUUCUUCCUGCUCAACCUGGCCCUCAGCGACCUGGGCUCCAUCUGCACAACUGUCCCCAAAGCCAUGCACAAUUCCCUCUGGGACACCAGGAACAUCUCCUACACUGGAUGUGCUGCUCAGCUCUUUUUCUUUAUGUUCUUCAUCUCAGCAGAGCUUUUCCUCCUGACCAUCAUGUGCUAUGACCGCUACGUGUCCAUCUGCAAACCCCUGCACUACGGGACCCUCCUGGGCAGCAGAGCUUGUGCCCACAUGGCAGCAGCUGCCUGGGCCAGUGCCUUUCUCAAUGCUCUCAUGCAUACUGCCAAUACAUUUUCCCUGCCCUUGUGCCAUGGCAAUGUCCUGGGCCAAUUCUUCUGCAAAAUCCCACAGAUCCUCAAGCUCUCCUGCUCACCUUCCAACUUUAAUCAACUGGGGCUCAUUGCUGUUAGUGCAUCUUUAGGACUUGGAUGUUUUGUGUUCAUUGUUUUCUCCUAUGUGCAGAUCUUCAGAGCUGUGCUGAGGAUACCCUCUGAGCAGGGACGGCACAAAGCCUUUUCCACCUGCCUCCCUCACCUGGCUGUGCUCUUCCUGUUCCUCAGCACUCUAAUCUUUGCUCACUUGAAGCCCCCCUCCAUGUCCUGUCCAUCCCUGGAUCUGGCCCUGUCAGUUCUGUACUCAGUGGUGCCUCCAGCCCUGAAUCCCCUCAUCUACAGCCUGAGGAACCAGGAGCUCAAGGCUGCAGUGUGGAGACUGAUCACUGGAUGCUUUCAGAAACAUUAA
This is a messenger RNA of Melospiza melodia melodia, 933 nucleotides long. Its product is annotated as olfactory receptor 14C36-like. Gene Ontology annotation, cellular component: membrane. Lineage: Eukaryota; Metazoa; Chordata; Aves; Passeriformes; Passerellidae. Bases 1 to 933 code for a protein of 310 amino acids. Gene Ontology annotation, molecular function: G protein-coupled receptor activity; odorant binding; olfactory receptor activity. The transcript has a single exon. The record is from RefSeq and is a predicted model, not a curated record. Gene Ontology annotation, biological process: G protein-coupled receptor signaling pathway.